Messenger RNA from Eriocheir sinensis (Chinese mitten crab), 1320 nucleotides. It is a transcript of the gene COX4, whose product is annotated as cytochrome c oxidase subunit 4 isoform 1, mitochondrial-like. Lineage: Eukaryota; Metazoa; Arthropoda; Malacostraca; Decapoda; Varunidae. The record is from RefSeq and is a predicted model, not a curated record. The coding region runs from base 142 to 705 and encodes 187 amino acids. The transcript is spliced from 4 exons. Gene Ontology annotation, biological process: mitochondrial electron transport, cytochrome c to oxygen.
ACUUUCAGACCAUAUAACCUACAUUUCCGACUAUAGAAAAUACUCACAAUAAACUUGGAUAUUAGAUAAAGUGAUAGAUAAAUAAAAAGUUGAGAUCUGAUAAAGGGAGGAAAAGGGAGAACAGCGGUCGUUGUGUGCAAGAUGGCGGCGAGACGAGGCUGUGAGAUGGCACUGAACUCUGCUGUGAAGAGGUAUGCAGUGGUGGGCCUGAGGAGUGCCCUUGGAGGCCAGCAACAGGUGGCAGCAGCCUCUUCACUCUCCAAGAUUGGUAACAGGGAAGUGGUGGGCUUUGGCUUAAAUGGCACGCCCAGCUACAUCGACCGCGUGGACAUCCCCAUGCCUGCCAUCCGCUUCAAGGAGAACACCCCGGACGUCAUGGCCCUCCGGGAGAAGGAGAAGGGUGACUGGAGUAAGCUGACCCUGGAGGAGAAGAAGGCCCUGUACCGCGCCUCCUUCUGCCAGACCUUCGCUGAGGUGAAGGCACCAACCGGCGAGUGGAAGAGCAUAUUGGGCAUCAGCCUUCUCGCCUCCUCCCUCGCCAUCUGGCUGUUCCUCUUCAUGAAGGCCACCGUUUAUGAGCCCAUCCCAGACACAUUCUCUCAGGAGAAAAUGGAAGCCCAGCUCAAGAGAAUGAUUGACCUGCGUGCGAACCCCGUGCAGGGCACCUCUUCCCACUGGGACUACGAGAAGGGUGACUGGAAGUAAACCCGUCCCUCGCCCCGCCCCACAGCCCUCUGCCUCGCCGCCAUCCUCGUAUAGGUACCAACAUGUAAAUUCAUUUUAAUCUGUUCCAUAUGACAAGGUGCCUGUACCUAGAAAAUAUUCAUGUUCUGUCUGCAGUCAUCAGUUGACUUGUUCAAGUACCACAAAGUAACUUUGGGGCAUAAUACUAAAUUGUAUCUCCUGCAUUCAUGUCAUUGAAUUUUCCAUCUGUAUGUAUUUCAACACAAGGAAUGGACUUUGCAUACUGUUUAAUUCACUCCACUUCAUAUUCCAACAUGUAAAUACAAAUAAGGGAGGCACCUGGAUUUUGCCUGUAGCAUGGAAGCAAAAGGCAGCUCCCAGUGUGUUAUUAAAUGAUAUUUUUCAAACCCUCUUAACUGUUUAUAUCUGGCCUGUGUGGAGUGUUUAAUAUCUGCAGUGAGAUCAUUUACAAAAAAAAAAAAGACAUUUGUGCAGAGAAAGAUGUAAUUUUAGCUUAUUUUUACUUCAAAGAUUACCCCAUUAACAGAUUUGUUCUUGUCAUAAACUGAUACAUUUGGUCGGGGUCACACACUAUUUUCUCCCCUCGCCCCCUCACCCUCCCCACACAGACCCCCA